This is a messenger RNA of Ostrea edulis (European flat oyster), 1566 nucleotides long. RefSeq lists its product as uncharacterized. The transcript is spliced from 8 exons. Bases 63 to 1412 code for a protein of 449 amino acids. The record is from RefSeq and is a predicted model, not a curated record. Gene Ontology annotation, molecular function: nucleic acid binding; 3'-5' exonuclease activity. Gene Ontology annotation, cellular component: nucleus. Gene Ontology annotation, biological process: rRNA processing. NCBI's taxonomy places the organism in Eukaryota, Metazoa, Mollusca, Bivalvia, Ostreida, Ostreidae.
UUCAAUUUAGUGUGAUUUUGUUGAUUUCCGAUAAAAAUAAAACGUGUUUCACGGUGAAGAACAUGACAAGGAAAAGAACUCAAGUUCAAGAUGGGAAUACCACUGACUUUAAAAAAGUAAAACUUGAAUCCAGUUCUCAAGAGACAACCAAACAUAAUGGAUUUAAGAACAAGAAAAGGAAGAAAAAGAAAGAUUGUGCUGAGGAUUCACACGCUGGGAAACUCUCAGAAGAAAAGAUAAGCCCCCACAAAAGUGAUACAUAUGGUAAGGAAAACAAGGGAAACCUGAAGGCGAAGUCCCCAUUAGAGGAGAAAGGAAAGAAAAGGAAGUUUGAUGAAUCAAGAGACAGAGGACAAGCAGACAUUCAGGAAGAUAAGAAACCUGACGGUGAAAAAAGCAGCUCAGAGUCAAAGAAAACAGGCAAAAAAUUAAACAAAUGGCAGAGACACAAGAUGAAGAAAGCCAAAGUGAAGAGUGGUAAGGAAAAGACAGAACGGCACAGUAAACAAACUACUAAAGAACACAACAGCGCCAAAGUAGUCAUAAAGGUUAACCCUGGUGAUGUGUCAUCAAACUGGAACAACCUGCAACAGGAACUGGGACUUCAGACAAAGAAGAAGAAAGUUAAACAUGAAAAUUUAGUUACAAAAGAAGCCACAAAGGAAGAAAAGGAACCAGAAAUUUGGUUUGAUGAUGUGGAUGAGAUCUUGCUAGAGAGGAAGACAACACAUCAGGAAAAGUGUACCAGUUCCCACAAUCCUUUGGUGAAGACUGGGUCUUAUGCAGGCUUGACCAAGAUUCUGGCUAUGGACUGCGAGAUGGUGGGAGUGGGAAGGGAAGGCAGAGAAAGCAUGCUUGCCCGAGUGUCCAUCGUGAACCAGCAUGGCCACUGUGUGUACGACCAGUUUGUCAAACCAAUUGAAGAAGUGGUGGACUACCGGACAAAGGUCAGCGGCAUACGUAAACAGGACCUAGAGAAAGGCAGAGAGUUUUCCUUGGUGCAAAAGGAAGUCAGCAGCAUGAUAAAGGGGAGACUACUGGUGGGACAUGCCAUUCAUCAUGAUUUACAGGUGCUAUACAUUGGUCAUCCUAAGAAACAGAUCAGGGACACGGCCAGAUACAAGUACUUCCGUCAGUUAUCCAGUGGUAGGACCCCCUCCCUAAAGAAAUUGUCUUCCCGAGUCCUGGGUGUCAGUGUUCAGGAAGGGGAACAUAAUUCUAUACAAGAUGCACAGGCAACAAUGAGACUUUACACAAUGUACAGAACUCAAUGGGAGAAGGAAAUAAAAGAGAAAUCGAAGACGGGAAAACCAAGGAAUCGCAAGAAAAUAGUGAGGAAGGAAAGAAAGGUUGAGAAAGAAGCAAAGCAGAAUAAAACAGGGAGCGUAAUACCAUCUUCACUACUUGACUGAGAUUAAUCUUUCAUCAUUCAUAAAAAUUGAAACGGUGUGAAAAUGUUAUGCUACCUGUAUGUAUAUAAACAAACCAGUUACUUGUGACAUAUAAUAUAAGUCGUCAUGAAACAGAGACUCAUUUUGAAAAACGUAUAAAGUUUGGAGACAGUAA